CUCCCAGCCUACCCAUCUACCUACCUACAGAUUCUAGCAAACCCAUCGCGCGGGCCUGAAAGAAGCCGUCGUUCGGCUUCCAGCAUCCCCAGCCAUGGCGAUAACCAUAGACGACUCAAUGUCGGCCCGCAUCUCCCCCGACUGCCCCGACGACACCAAACAGCUCCUCUACCACGCCUGGGCCCACGACACCUCCGACCUCAAAAGACUCCUCGACGUGCCGGGGAAAGCGAGCGCACGCGACCCGACCACGGGAGAAACGCCCCUCCACGCUGCCAUCCGCGCCUGCGGACCCGCGCCGCGGCAAUCCGACGAUACCGAUGCUGCCGACGCCGAGGCCGACGACUCCGUCACCCAGGAAGCAGCCGAGACCGUCCACGAGCUCUUUCUCUCCGGCGCCAUCUGGAACGACGUCGACUCCAACGACGAGACCCCCGGCUGCGUCGCCUGGCGUCUAGGCCGGAAAGACCUCUACCGACUCUGCCUCGAGGCCGGCGUGCGCGCCGAGCUGCUCUUCGGCCUGUUCGACGGCUACGAGGAGUUGUCGUCCGGCUCGUCCGCCGAGGAGAACGAGGACGACGUGGAGAUUAUCAACGUCGAAGAUGCGGCGCCGGCCGAAGGGGAGAAUGGUGUAGCAGUCGGUGGAAAAGAGGAGGGGGAGACGGAGCAUGACAACAACAACAACAACAACAACAACAACCCCAAUAAAGCGCCAGCAGCAACCCCCCCGGCCGAGACGCAGGACGUCAACUCGGAGCAAUACCUCGCCUCCCACCUCACCUACGACCCCACCAAGCUAGUCGACGACCAAGGCAACGGCGUCAUGAUGGUUUGGGAAACCUCCAUCAUGCGCCGCUCCGUCGACACCCUCCUCCGCAAAACAUCUUCUUCCCCGGAGAUCAACAGCGCCGCGGCCACCCCGACGCCGACCCCGACCCCGACCCCGACCCCGCUCGCCGAGGGGAAACGCAUCCUCAACAUCGGUUUCGGCAUGGGUAUCGUCGACCGCAUGUUCGCCGCCACCACCCCCGCCCGCCACCACAUCAUCGAGGCCCACCCCGCCGUCCUCGCCCACAUCGACGCCGGCAACACCGCCUUCGGCCCCGCCUGGGAGGCGUCCGGUCCCGAAGACGGCGCCUACAAGGUCCACCGCGGCCGCUGGCAGGACGUCGUCCCCCGCCUCCUCCAGGCCGGCGAGCUGUACGACGCCAUCUACUUCGACACCUUCGGCGAGGACUACGCCCAGCUCAAGCUGUUCUUCUCCGACUACGUCCCCGCCUUGUUGGACCACGACGGCCGGUUUGGCUUCUUUAACGGGCUGGGCGCCGACCGGAGGAUAUGCUACGAUGUCUAUACCAAGGUGGUCGAGAUGCACAUGGUCGACGUGGGCUUGGACGUGGAGUGGGAGGAGAUCCAUGUCGAUCUGCAGGGUCUGGAAGAGGCGGGCAAGGGCGAAUGGGAGGGCGUGCGGAGGAGGUACUGGACCUUGGACAAGUACCGCUUACCGAUAUGCACCUUUAUGGGCGGAGAUAUCUGCUGA
This is a messenger RNA of Sodiomyces alkalinus F11, 1540 nucleotides long. Its product is annotated as arginine N-methyltransferase 2. Gene Ontology annotation, molecular function: protein arginine N5-methyltransferase activity. The coding region runs from base 95 to 1540 and encodes 481 amino acids. NCBI's taxonomy places the organism in Eukaryota, Fungi, Ascomycota, Sordariomycetes, Glomerellales, Plectosphaerellaceae. Gene Ontology annotation, cellular component: nucleus; cytoplasm. The record is from RefSeq and is a predicted model, not a curated record. The transcript is spliced from 2 exons. Gene Ontology annotation, biological process: peptidyl-arginine methylation.